Morus notabilis is the source of this 905-nucleotide messenger RNA. Its product is annotated as germin-like protein subfamily 3 member 2. The transcript has a single exon. Gene Ontology annotation, molecular function: manganese ion binding. NCBI's taxonomy places the organism in Eukaryota, Viridiplantae, Streptophyta, Magnoliopsida, Rosales, Moraceae. The record is from RefSeq and is a predicted model, not a curated record. Gene Ontology annotation, cellular component: cell wall. The coding region runs from base 89 to 730 and encodes 213 amino acids.
UUAUGCAUUAUAUAUGUUGCAAAAUUCAGUUCUUUAAAACACCCUUCUCUUCUGUUCUUGUUUUUCACUAACAAAGAUUCCAAAACAAAUGUUUCCCAAAACACUAGUAUUCUUAUAUUUCAUCUUUCUCAACAAGUAUGUCACUUUGGCUUCUGAUCCAGAUCCUGUCCAGGACUUCUGCAUAUCCGACAUGGAGAAUUCUUCAGCCAACACCAUCCACUGCAAGAACUCAUCCACUGCAACCGUAGAAGAUUUUGUGUAUUCGGGAAUCAAGUCUCCCGGGAAAUUUUCCCCGACAGGGCUUUCCGCAACUUCAGUCACCUCGAACGUCUUCCCGGGGCUUAACACACUGGGGAUGUCAUUUGUAAGAGCUGACUUUGAAGUUGGUGGUGUUAACGUGCCACAUUUCCAUCCAAGAGCUACUGAGACAGCAUUUGUGCUUGAAGGAAAGGUCUAUUCGGGUUUCGUUGACACGAACAACAAGAUUUUCGCGAAAGUGAUUGAGAAAGGAGAAGUCAUGGUGUUUCCAAAGGGAUUGGUGCAUUUUCAAAUGAAUGCGGGAGAUUCUCCAGCCACUAUACUUGGGAGUUUUAAUAGCCAAAAUCCCGGAUUGCAGAGAAUUCCAGCAGCAGUAUUUGGAUCUGGGAUUAAAGAUGAGCUUUUGGAGAAGGCUUUUGGGUUGAAUUCUAAGGAGCUUUCAAAGCUGAAGAAAAGGUUUGGUCCUCAUUGAUUCAGCUAAAGAGAAUGUUGAAGUUUUGCCAUUAUGGAUUUUUAGUCAAUGAUCAAAUUAUUUCUUUGAAGUACAGAAUAUGUACUUUAGAAUUUAGAUGAAUUAGAUUUCCAAUAUUCAUGAAUCUAAACAAUGUAUUAUGCAUGUACCAAUGACGAACACACACACAAACAAA